This is a messenger RNA of Chelonus insularis, 669 nucleotides long. RefSeq lists its product as uncharacterized. Bases 1 to 624 code for a protein of 207 amino acids. Lineage: Eukaryota; Metazoa; Arthropoda; Insecta; Hymenoptera; Braconidae. The record is from RefSeq and is a predicted model, not a curated record. The transcript has 5 exons.
AUGUCAAAUCCACCUGAUUUUAAUGAAAAAUCUGAUAAAAUAAUUGAUAAAGAAAAAAAUUUCUGUGAUUGUGAUAAAAAAUUUGGAAUUGUGCAAAAAAUAGUUUACAAUACAGAUUCUAAUUUGGUAAAAAUUCCUUUCUCAUCAGUGUGUGUCAAAUGCGGUUUAUGUUUAAUUAUUGCUGAUAAGAUUAACGAAACACUUACUCAUGUGCAUGAUACGAUGUCACCCCAUGUCCAAUGGCUUAAUGAUACAGAAGCUGAUAAUGUUCUGAGAUCAAUAUGCAACGAGUUUUUUUAUCGUUAUAGAUUGAGAGAAACCAAUGGAGAAAGAUAUAUUGGAGAAAACUUACCAGGUGCUACUCUAAUUGAAUUAUCUGACAACAAACUUUGGGAGUUUGAAUUAAAAAACAAGUGUAUUGAAUUAAUUCAAAACAUUGGUACAACAAACGUUUAUAAAUACUGGUUAAAGUGGUUUCUCAAAUCACAAAACACAAGUUUAGCUACAAUUUUUUGUCGAAGUAAUGGGGGAAUUUUUAGUGACUGUAGAAAUUUUGAAGAAAGUCAAGAUAAAAAGUAUUUUUCACAAAAUGAAGAUUCAUCUCAGAGAAAGAUGAUAUUUUAAAAAUUUUAGUUAACUACUCUUUUUUUAUAUUGAACAUAGUUCUCA